AUGCAGAAUUGCUCUUUGGCAGCCCUUUUCACAUCUGUUGCCACAGUUUUCCGAGACCUAGGUUGUCCCAGCGGUGCUGUGAUAUGUGGGAUGAACAUCUCUUGGGUGUUGGCGAAUGCCACGGAAGAAGACGUAGAAAUGAUGUGCUUGAGCGAGGAGGAGUACCUCAUCAGGAAAAUGGGCCCCCCAAAAUCUACCAAGUUCCUCCCCAUCUGCAUCACCUACAUCCUCAUCUUUACGGUGGGGGUUCUGGGCAACGCCCUGACCUGUGCGGUCAUUUUGCGCUACAGGGUGAUGCAGACCCCCACCAACUACUAUCUGCUGAGCCUGGCCAUGUCGGACCUGCUGGUCCUGCUUCUGGGCAUGCCGCUGGAGCUCUACGAGAUGCAGCAGAACUACCCCUUCCUGCUCGGGGAGGGGGGCUGCUACUUCAAGAUCUUCCUGUUCGAGACCGUCUGCUUUGCCUCAAUCCUCAAUGUCACGGCGCUCAGCGUGGAGCGCUACGUGGCGGUCAUGCACCCCCUCAAAGUCAAAUUUAUGACCACGCGCACUCACGUCAAGAAGGUCAUCUUCAUGUUGUGGGGGCUGUCCAUGCUGUGUGCCGUGCCCAACACCAGCGUGCACGGGAUUUGCACGCUGGAUCCGUGGUUUGGGCGGGAGUUUCCUCAAUCUGCCAUCUGCCAUGUAAAGUCCAGAAGGAUAUACAACCUGAUCAUCCUGAUCUCCACUGUGGCCUUCUUCAUGCUCCCCAUGUUGAUCAUUAGCAUUCUUUACCUGCUCAUUGGAUUGCAGCUGCGCCGAGAGAAGGUGAUGACCCUGCUUGGUACCGACCGCAGCUUCGGGCCGGAGAGCGUCUCCAGGUCCCACAGGCAAAGGCUCAACAAGCGCAACGUUCAAGUCACCAAAAUGCUCUGCGUGUUGGUGGGCGUCUUUGGCCUGUGCUGGGCCCCGUUCCACGUGGACCGCUUGAUGUGGAGCUGCAUCGAAAACUGGUCUCCGCAGUAUCACCUGAUCUUUGAGAACGUCCACAUCGUCUCCGGGGUUUUCUUCUACCUGAGCUCCGCAGUCAACCCCAUCCUCUACAACCUCAUGUCCACAAAGUUCAGAGAAAUGUUCAGUCUCGUCACGUGCUGCUCCAAAGGCAGGCAAGGUCGCUCCAGUUUAAAAAUGAUCCAACACAGCACCUUUACUGAGAAAAUGCCCAACAGUAAGAAAUGGACUUAA
Menidia menidia (Atlantic silverside) is the source of this 1224-nucleotide messenger RNA. The record is from the annotation of a GenBank genome assembly. Lineage: Eukaryota; Metazoa; Chordata; Actinopteri; Atheriniformes; Atherinopsidae.